This is a messenger RNA of Vombatus ursinus (common wombat), 5202 nucleotides long. RefSeq names its product zinc finger AN1-type containing 3 (gene ZFAND3). The record is from RefSeq and is a predicted model, not a curated record. NCBI's taxonomy places the organism in Eukaryota, Metazoa, Chordata, Mammalia, Diprotodontia, Vombatidae. Bases 1 to 684 code for a protein of 227 amino acids. The transcript is spliced from 6 exons. Gene Ontology annotation, molecular function: DNA binding; zinc ion binding.
AUGGGAGACGCCGGGAGCGAGCGCAGCAAAGCGCCCAGCCUGCCGCCGCGAUGCCCCUGCGGCUUUUGGGGGUCCAGCAAGACUAUGAAUCUCUGUUCCAAAUGCUUUGCUGAUUUUCAGAAGAAACAACCAGAUGAUGACUCCACUCCCAGUACAAGCAACAGCCAAUCAGAUUUGUUUUCUGGAGAAAUGAACAGUGACAACAGCAAUACCUCUUUAACUACACCAACUGUUAACUCCAACCAGCAACAGCUUUCGACAGAAUUGAAUGUAACUUCCACAGGCAAAGAGGAGUGUGGGCCAUGCACAGAUAUAGCUCAUGUCUCAUUAAUCACGCCAACCAAAAGAUCCUGUGGCACAGAUUCACAGUCUGAGAGUGAGGCUUCCCCAGUGAAGCGGCCAAGGCUACUGGACAGCAACGACCGACCUGAAGAAGCCAGCCGUUCUAAACAAAAGAAUCGGCGCCGCUGCUUCCAGUGCCAGACAAAACUUGAGCUGGUCCAGCAAGAACUGGGAUCGUGUCGCUGUGGUUACGUGUUUUGUAUGUUACACCGCCUCCCUGAGCAGCACGACUGUACGUUUGACCACAUGGGCCGCGGCCGUGAGGAAGCCAUCCUGAAAAUGGUGAAACUGGACCGGAAAGUGGGGAGAUCCUGCCAGCGCAUUGGGGAGGGCUGCUCCUGAGUGCAGAGCUCAGCAGCCACACCCUGUUCUUAGUUCACUAAUGUUAGCCUUAUUUAGGACAGAGUCAGCCAGACACCUUGUACUGGGCACAUUUCAGACUACAGCCAAUCCGUUUCCUUUCUUUAGCCAGCCGUCCUGGUACUGUAGUUUAGGGGUUGAUGGUGGUUGAAAUUGAUUUCUGGCUGGUUAUGAAGGUGCCUGCUAGCCACUGUAUAAAAUUAAAACAUGAAGAAUAAUUUUUUUUGAGCAUGGCUAGUGGAUGUAAAACAAAGCAAACAGAUGUCAUUGCUGGAGUCAAAACUUAUAAAAAGCCUUAAGCUGAAAAUGGUCCAGACGGAGACUUUAAGUAAAUAGGGGAGUAGAAGCUGGUGUUCAAAACCGUUCCUGAGACGCCCACGGCCUUGCCAGAAACUCUGUGUUUAAUGUACAGCCUUUUCACGUCUCUCUCAUCCUUAACCCCGGCCCCAGAAGCCAGAGCUCCCUGUCGGCCCCUCGUGCCUGGGCUGCUCGUGGCUGCCAGCGUGGCCCACAGGGGAACUCCUAGGAGGCUGGAAAGGCAGGGGCAGAAGGAGGAGGGCGAAAACUCUUAUGCCAGAUUUACUGUGGAAAAUCUGUCUUAUCACUUGGAGAAGAAAAAAAAAGAGAGAGAGCCUUGCUUUGAAUAUUAGCUCCACCCCAGACUAGUCUACAAAAUGCAUUUUUCUACCUAGGAUCUAUAGACUCUGUAUCGGUCUCAUUCGACCUGAUUGGAUCAGUACUGACCAGGGAAACUGAAACCUGACUGACUCUUAUUUACCAUUUGCUGGGUGCAGGUAUCUGAUAAUUGAUUCAAUAAGGCUAAAUCACAGCACAGCGGCCAUGGGGAUGGCUGGGUUCUACAGACAGUUCUCUGUAGCUAGACUUCACUGUUGGUGGUAAGGGGCCAGGGAGGUAGGGUGCAAGGGGGGACAUACUUCAUAGCAAACAGAAGUCAGUAACAGUAUUGGGGAACAACUGAGGAGCAGCAGCAGCCAUCAGAGUUUGUCUUCUCACCUUCAAAGUGUUACCAGGAUAGUCACAUGGACUUGUCGCCUCUUUCUAUGCAGCCUCAUAGUAUAAGGGAAAAGCUGUCACGUGCAGUAGGAGAAUAUGACAUGUAUGACUAGAAUCAGGAAGGUUGGGAUCUUCUGAAAGCAACUGCUGUGGGCCAGGGACAUCCAAGCACACUUGCUGAGCCUAAAUUGCACAUCUCCUGACACGGGCACAGGGGAGUUCCAUUGCUGUAGGCCAGGCCUGGGUGGGAUCGGACUGGAUAGGCAGGAAGGGAAGCAGAAGAGAGGGAAGGGAAAGGAAAGAGGGGAGGGGAUGAGGAUGAGGACUGGGAAUGAGUGGGUGGAGGGAGAGAUUAGAAUCACUUGGAACUUGAAAUAUUGGGCAAGGUCCAGAUGGUACAACUUUAAAACCAUUUCAGUCGUGUGGACAAUAAGAGGGUCCCCCAAAGAGACCACUUGGAUGUCCCUAUACUCAGGCUGCUAGAACAGUUUCCCCCAGCAACUUAGGUUUUAAAAAGAAAAGAGGCCAAUGAUGUGUUUGCUCAAUUACAGUGGAAGACCUGGGAAUUAGAAAUGUUUCUUCAUCUAAAACGUGUGAAGAAAUAGGAAAUAAUCCCCUCUUCCUUUGCCCCCCUCCCCCCAAAAAAAGAAAGUCCUUUAUAAAAAUCUUCAGCCUUAAUAUUUUUCAUAAUAAUGGUCUUAGCUCCCCAGUGGAGGGGGGGAAGAGGCCUAGUUGAUUUGGUCCCCACACCUGCCACUUUUCUAAAACAGCCUCAGCACAUGCUAUCCACUUAGUUAUCCACGGCGGCAUCCCGUCUGUCUCACUCUGGGGAUGUUGGACCCGAGCUCUCCCAUUGCCUCCCAAGAGCCUCCAUCUACUGCCCUUUCCUGUGCCUGCGUGGCCAUUCUUUGGCCCUGCUGGCUUAAUUAAAGGUGGCCCAGGGGAAGCCGCCUUGGCAGGCGGGCCCUGGUACAUAAUGGACGAUGUUCACUCUAUUGACAGUCAAGGUUGGGGCUGGGAGAGGAGGUAGGGCUUGUUCCUCUGAAGUAUCUGUUCUGUGAAGUUUGUUAAAUGAAAGGAAAGCUUAAAUACUUGUAACUUUAAAAGGAAACAAAAUCUUAUUUAACCCUUUUGUGUUCUAGAUUUACUUACACGUAGCCUAGAACUCCGUUUUAGUUUAACAUUGUGAAAAUAUUAAAAGAAUCUUGUAACUUUAUUCCUUUUUUUUUCUCCUGCUGAAAAAAAAAAAUACCCAUUAAACCAAUCAGAUUAAAGUUUGAAUUCCUCUCUAUUUCACCAGUUCUCUGGACGGGUCCCAGGCCUGCUAGGGGCUGUCUGGGGAACUGCAAAGCACAGAACCCAUACCAAGGCGAAGGCUUUUUGUUCUGACAAGAGCUUCUUAUCCACAGGUCACCAAUCGAAAAAUCUCCUUUGUAGGUGUGUCUGGCCCUAAAUUUUCUGUAGGGUGAUCUGAUCCUGGUAACUUGAGUCUUAGUGGUGAAUUAACACAGUUGAAUAGCUCUUACAUUUUGUCCCUGCCACCUGAGAGCUCAUUCAGUACUCAGAUCUGCCCAGCUUCACAGCAGCCAGAUGUCCCGGCAGCACAGGCUCAAGGGUGGGGGUGGGUGGGAGUGGGUGGGUACAGCCUGGUGCCUAUCUCCAUCCAAGUUGUGUAACCCAAAGAAAGCCCAUCUUCUCUACACUUAGUUGGCAUUGAAAUUAAACCUGGAAAUUUGAAAACAUGGAGACUUGCUGGAAUUGUUUUCACUUGUAAUGAUGAGAUAGACCUCAGAUCUCCUAGGCCAGGAAGCAGUUUCUUCAUAGAAACAUGUGCCUGGCUAUCCCUGCUGCCAGAAGACAAGGCAGAAAAUACCUAGUAAGUUUUCUUAGAUCAGCCUUUUAACUGUGAAUGCUCCCUGCCCCACCCCCACCGAAGGGGAGACCCUUGUUAUCUUCUUGGCAGAGGUGAAGGCGUAAGAGCAGUCGCAGGAUGCAGGCCCCAGUGGUGGGAGGAGCCCGGGACAGGUCUCUGGGGGCCUGGGCUUCCGAUCCGGGAGAGUGUCCUCCACUAUUCCAGGCUUUGCUAAAGCUGCACAUCUGUGUUUUUUGGCAUAGAUUGGCAGGAUCCUUCCAUAGCCUUUGGCCUGGUUGCCUGCCCAGCCUGAAGUGCUAGUUACACCUUUUAUUUGGGGCUCUUGCUCUUCUGAGCUUUAGGUAGUGGGAAGAGCAAACUACCACGUGACAGUGAAGGAGUCAGCUGCUAAAGUGGAAGGGAGGGAGGGGGAGGGGAACGAUGGCUGGUUUUUUUCUGUUAUUCUUCCUCAUCAACCAAAUCUCAGGAUUGUGACCUGCCUCUGAGCCAACCAACUUUGGGGAAUGACAGAGACAAGUCAUACCCAAUGCACCCUCACUCCCACCCAGCUCUUCUGUCCCCAUCCACUUCCUCACGAUCUGCAGCCCUCAGCGCUCUUCUGAGGACUAGGGCUGACCCCUGUGACUCUGGUUCAUUUGUAGGCCCUAGGGGGAAUCUCCACCUUCGUUAAGAAGGAUUCAGCCUGUGGCUCUCCUCAGUUUCCUUGGGCUGAGCACCAGGUUUCUGUCUCAGAACAGUGUAGCUCCCUGACUCAAAACUGGUCAUGGCAGAGGUAUCUACUUAACCUGUGUCAGUCAGCACACUAGGGCUUCUAAGUGGGGAAUGGGAAUCCGCACAUCAGGACCUUGAUUACCAUCUAAUUGUAAAGACCCCAGUUUCUCCAGUCAGAUCCAUUGUCUCUACCCUGUAAUAGAGACCGUCCAGAAAGGAGUGUGGUGAGACAUAGAAUCAUUUCACAAGACUCGGAUUGCAGAAUUAAUUUGGUCAAGCUUUCCAAGCAAAUUCCUGGCAGAUCCAGAACUAGAAGCAGGUUUCCUGGCUCCCAGGCCAGUCUUCUGUCUCAUCACAAUAUUUUCAUUUUAAUUUCUUUGACUGUAAUCCGAGUGAUUCUGGCAAUCCCUGGGUCCUUGAAGCCCCAGAGAAUGGUAAAGAAGGCAAGACUGUCCCUUUACUAUUUGUAUCCUAAGUGCUUGGCAAAGUGCUUUGCACAUAGUAAGGGCUUAAUAAAUGCUUUUCAUUCAGUCAGUCAGUCAUUCCCUAUGCCUUACCUCCUAAUGCAGCCCAGCUGUUAGAUUGCUGUCACACCUCAGUGUAUCAGGGAACUGCCCCAGGGUGAAGGGCAUGAGGUCUUGGCUUUGCUACUUUGGGUGAGAAGGAUCAGGGUUCCUACUAGGAGAGAGAUUUCACAUUCCUUCCUACCCACUCCCCCCCCCACAAAAAAAAAGAAAUAAUUGAGUACAAAGCAUUCUCAGCCCUUUGGUAUGUAGGUAUCAUAAGUAGGGCAGGUAUCGUUAUUGAUUCCCCUUUUAUACAUGAAAUGAGUUCAGAGAAGUUGAGACUUGUCCCUGGUCAGAAAUGGCUAAUAAGUGUCCAGGUCCCCCCACCCCACCCCC